AUGGAAAACGGUUCAGGCCCGGAAGGGCAGGAAAGGUCGCGCAAGUGGUCUCAAGCGCCCGGCAACAUCGAGGAUCUUGACGAGUACACUGCUCUGCAAAAGUACAUCUCCACAUACAGAGAUCCACGCGCUGCCGACUCGGCGGAGAACCAGGCAAAAGAUGGCGCCGACGCGCACAAGGACAAGGCUUGGUGGCAGUUUUGGCGAUCGGGCACCUCAGCUCAAGCUACAGACAAGGAUGCUGGCGUCGUGCCAGAGGAGUGGCUUGAUGCCGACAUCAAGCAAGGUCUCACCAACGCCCAGGUUGAGGAGCGCCGGAGACGCUUCGGCUGGAACGAGAUCACCACCGAGAAGGAGAAUCUCUUCAUCAAGUUCUUGAUGUUCUUCACUGGUCCUAUCCUUUAUGUCAUGGAAGUCGCUGUCGUCCUCGCUGCCGGUCUUCGGGACUGGAUCGAUCUUGGUGUCAUCAUUGGUAUUCUUUUGCUUAACGCCGCCGUCGGCUGGUACCAAGAGAAGCAGGCUGCAGAUGUCGUCGCAAGCUUAAAGGGUGACAUUGCCAUGAAGGCCAUCGCCAUUCGCCAAGGUCAAGAACAAGAUAUCAAGGCUCGCGAGCUCGUUCCUGGUGACAUCGUCAUCAUUGAAGAAGGCCAGACUGUCCCCGCUGAUGCCCGCCUUAUCUGCGACUACGACACCCCCGAAGAUUUCGAGAAGUACAAGGAGUUGAGGGAGCAACAUGCCCUUGACCCCGAGGAAGACCCGGCCGGUUCUGAGGAGAAGGAGGGUGAGGAGGGUGAGGGUGUCGCCCACCAAGGUCACUCUAUCAUCGCGACCGAUCAGUCCGCCAUCACCGGUGAAUCUCUUGCUGUCGACAAGUUCAUGGGCGACGUCGUCUACUACACCACCGGCUGCAAGCGUGGCAAGGCCUACGCUGUUUGCUUGACUUCCGCCAAGUUCUCUUUCGUCGGUCGCACUGCUACUCUCGUCCAGGGUGCUAAAGAUCAAGGUCACUUCAAGGCUAUCAUGAACAGCAUUGGCACUGCGCUUCUCGUUCUCGUCAUGUUCUGGAUUUUGGCUGCCUGGAUUGGUGGCUUCUUCCGUCACCUGAAGAUUGCCACUCCAUCGGAGUCCGACAACAACCUCCUCCACUGGACGCUCAUCCUGUUCAUCAUCGGUGUGCCCGUCGGUCUGCCCGUCGUCACCACGACUACCCUGGCUGUCGGCGCUGCGUACCUCGCCAAGCAGAAGGCCAUUGUCCAGAAGCUUACCGCCAUCGAAUCGCUCGCCGGUGUCGACGUGCUGUGCUCUGACAAGACCGGUACCCUCACUGCCAACCAGCUUUCUAUCCGUGAGCCGUACGUCUCUGAGGGCGAGGAUGUCAACUGGAUGAUGGCUUGCGCCGCUCUCGCCUCCUCCCACAACAUUAAAUCGCUUGACCCGAUCGACAAGGUCACCAUUCUUACCCUCAAGCGCUACCCGAAGGCUCGUGACAUCCUCAAGGACGACUGGAAGACCGAAAAGUUCACGCCCUUCGACCCGGUCUCCAAGCGCAUUACCACUAUCUGCACGCUCCGCGGUGAUCGCUUCACCUGUGCCAAGGGUGCGCCCAAGGCCAUCCUUAAUCUGAGCUCUUGCACCAAGGAGCAAGCCGAUCUCUUCAGGGACAAGGCGACCGAAUUUGCUCGCCGUGGAUUCCGCUCGCUCGGUGUCGCCUAUCAGAAGAACAACGAGCCGUGGGUUCUCCUCGGUAUGCUUUCCAUGUUCGAUCCGCCGCGUGAGGACACCGCUCAGACGAUUGUUGAGGCUCAGCAGCUCGGUGUUCCCGUCAAGAUGCUUACGGGUGACGCCAUCGCCAUCGCCAAGGAGACUUGCAAGAUGCUUGCCCUCGGUACCAAAGUCUACAACUCCCAGAAGCUCAUCCAUGGUGGUCUCUCCGGCAGCACACAGCACGAUCUUGUCGAGCGAGCCGAUGGUUUCGCUGAGGUCUUCCCGGAGCACAAGUACCAGGUCGUGGAAAUGCUCCAGCAGCGUGGCCAUUUGACUGCCAUGACUGGUGAUGGUGUCAACGACGCUCCAUCUCUCAAGAAGGCUGAUUGCGGUAUUGCUGUCGAAGGUGCCUCCGAGGCUGCCCAGGCCGCCGCCGAUAUUGUCUUCCUCGCCCCCGGUCUCAGCACCAUCGUGUUCGCCAUCAAGACUGCCCGUCAAAUCUUCCAGCGCAUGAAGUCCUACAUUCAAUACCGCAUUGCGCUGUGUCUCCACUUGGAGAUUUACUUGGUCUUCUCGAUGAUCGUCAUCCAAGAAACCAUCCGCGCCGACUUGAUUGUCUUCAUCGCCCUCUUUGCCGAUUUGGCCACCGUCGCAAUUGCGUACGACAACGCUCACUCCGAACAGCGUCCGGUCGAGUGGCAGCUGCCGAAGAUCUGGGUGAUCUCCGUGGUUCUCGGUAUCGAACUCGCUAUCGCUACCUGGAUCGUCCGUGGCACCCUCUUCCUGCCGAGCGGCGGUAUUGUCCAGAACUUCGGUAACAUCCAGGAAAUCCUUUUCCUGGAGGUCGCGCUUACGGAGAACUGGCUGAUUUUCGUCACUCGCGGUGCCAACACCCUUCCAUCGUGGCAACUUGUCGGUGCCAUCUUCGUCGUCGACGUGCUUGCCACGCUCUUCUGUAUCUUCGGAUGGCUGUCCGGCGGCAUCACCACCGAGCCCCUCCCCAGCCCCAUGGGUGCUUUCUACCACAGGCAGACUCCUCACGGCUGGACGGACGUUGUCACCGUUGUGGUCGUCUGGGCUUACUCGAUCGGUGUCAUCAUCUUUGUUGCCAUCACCUACUUCCUCCUCAACCAAAUUCCAGGUCUUGCCGAUCUUGGCCGCAAGAACCGCUCGCUCCACGACACGCAAAUGGAGAACAUCAUCGGCCAUCUCAGCAAGCUUGCCAUCAAGCACGAGAACGACGAGCAUGGUGAGAGUAGGUGGGUGAUUGUCGGCAAGUCAUCGGAAGAGGCGGAGGAUGACUAG
Molecule: messenger RNA, 3009 nt
Organism: Baudoinia panamericana UAMH 10762
Lineage: Eukaryota; Fungi; Ascomycota; Dothideomycetes; Mycosphaerellales; Teratosphaeriaceae
Exons: 6
Coding region: 1-3009 (1002 amino acids)
Biological process (GO): proton export across plasma membrane; regulation of intracellular pH
Cellular component (GO): plasma membrane
Molecular function (GO): ATP binding; ATP hydrolysis activity; P-type proton-exporting transporter activity
Source: RefSeq, a predicted model, not a curated record